Molecule: messenger RNA, 2469 nt
Organism: Stomoxys calcitrans (stable fly)
Lineage: Eukaryota; Metazoa; Arthropoda; Insecta; Diptera; Muscidae
Product: neprilysin-1
Exons: 2
Coding region: 220-2385 (721 amino acids)
Biological process (GO): protein processing
Cellular component (GO): plasma membrane
Molecular function (GO): metalloendopeptidase activity
Source: RefSeq, a predicted model, not a curated record
UAAAAACAGGAAUUUAGUUGAAAUGUAGACGUUUAAAAUAGAAGACCUAUGAAUCGAUUUAACAAAAAGUGCCGGAACGAUUUUUGCUUAUUUCACAACGCGCUUAUAUGCAUGCAUCUUCCAAAAGUUAGUUUCAAAGUGCAUUUAUCACACAAAAAAGCAAAACAAAUGAACGGAUGAAAGAUCGAAAUAACAAAAAAAAAUCAAAUAUUAACAUAUAUGCAAUCUUUGAAGUUCAAGUUUAAAAUGUCAAAGUGUUAUUAUGCCAACAAUUUUUUGUGUUUAAUUUUUAUAUUUGGGCAAGCUGGAAUUUCAGCAGCAGCCUCCUAUCCAGCCGGCUGGAUAGACUAUAAAAAUGAAAUCAAUGACCCACGGUCACAGUAUGCAGCUAAAAUGUUAUCCUUUAUGGACCAAUCGGUGCAUCCCUGUGACGAUUUUUAUGAAUACGCCUGCGGCAAUUGGAAGAAUGUGAUAAGGCCACGCCAAACUCAAUCGAAACGCAACUAUCUUACAGACAUCGAUUACGAAUUAACUGACUUUGUGGAAAGUAUAUUGCAAAAGCCUACCAUUGUGGAUAUAGCCCCCGAGUAUGAGAAUGAGUUCCAGCAAACAAAGCAAUUCUAUCAAAAUUGCCUGGAAGCCGAUUUAUUGACAAAACACAAAUCCUAUGAUUAUUUGCAGGUUAUACAAUCAAUAGGUGGCUUCCCAGCAUUGGAUCCUUAUUGGGAUGCCAGCACUUUCAGUUGGGUUGACAUGAGUGCCCACAUGAGCCUAUAUGGUGUAUAUGGCCUCUUUAAGGAUGGCACCAGUUCCGUAUAUCCCUUCAAGCCUUAUUUUGAUUUUCCCUCAUUUGGGUUUGACAUUGAAUUUCACACCGACAACAUAAAAAAUCAUACUUCCAAUGCCUAUCAGAGCAACUAUAAACGAAUGGAGGAGAUUCUAAGAAUCUACGAAGCAGAUGAAUAUCAAAUACCGCAUAUUAUAGACGACAUUUAUGAUUUCUUAAGAGCUGUAUUUAAAAUUUUCGAAGAAGUUGAGGAGAAUGAAUAUAUAUGCAAGGAUCGUUUAACAUCUUUUGAGGAAAGCGCCAUAGAGACUGUCAACACUACAGUGGUAGAGCAAUUGAAAAAUUAUCUAGAAAUAGCAUGGAUGAAUAGGGAGCAGGAGUUCGAUGAUGCCUAUAAACCUUGUGAAUAUUUGUACUACAAUUUGGCUAUGAUAUGUGAGGAGCAUAAAGAAGCCGUCGCCAAUUAUCUGUCUAUGAAAUUUAUUUAUGACCUGGAUCCCCAUUUAAAGGAUGUGAAACUUCAAAAGGAGUAUUGUACUUCAAUGAUGAGAAACGUUAUGAUUUAUCUAUUCGAUCAUGUAUAUAUGAAGAUUAACAGCAACCAACGGGCUUUUGAUGAGGUGAAUAACAUGAUUGACGAAUUGAAGCCUAAUCUGCGCACAAUUUUGGAAGAGGCCGAUUGGCUGGAUGACUCAACGCGAGAAGAGGCCCUCUGGAAGGAAUCCACAAUGGGCAAAGUUAUAGGAAGAUAUGAAGAUAGUGAGGUGAUACAACGCCUCAUAGGCGAAAUGAAAAAUCUACAAUUUAUUGAAGGUAGUUUCGAGGCAAACAACUUAAAUCUAAAGAAAUUUCAACAAUCAAUGGAUCGUUACAAUGGGCUGCACCACGAUGAGAUAAACAAUGGCACAAAACCUCUGCAAUUGUUGGUGGGCAUGCAAGCCAAUGCCUUCUACUACAAUAGCGAUAAUUCCAUGUAUGUUAUGGCGGGUGUGCUUAAUCCUCCCAUGUUCCACAAAGAUUGGCCAAAUUCGUUAAAAUAUGGCACUCUGGGUUAUUUGGUUGGCCAUGAGUUGACACAUGCCUUCGAUACGGUGGGAGCAAGAUAUGAUCACAGCGGUUCGGAGAACUAUUGGUGGUCCGAAGAAUCUGGGCAACAAUUCAAGGAGCGUGCCCAAUGUUUCGUGGACUAUUUCGACCGAUAUUAUAUACCCGAAAUUGGGCGUAAUAUCAAUGGCAAUUUGACCAGAGACGAAAAUAUUGCCGAUGCUGGAGGCUUGCGUCUGGCUCUAAUGGCUUAUCAUCACUUUCGGGAAAAACAAGCUGCCGAUUAUGAUAGUUUCCCUUAUUCGAAUGAGAGCGAAGAACGCAUGCCCGGCCUGGAUUUAAGUCCGGAACAACUAUUCUUUUUGGGAACAGCUCAAGUGUGGUGUUCAGCCUAUGAGGAAGCCCAUUACUGGGAAGGUUUGUCCGAUGAUCACACAAUCGACAAGUACCGAGUCCUGGGUAUGUUAUCCAAUAACGCUGAUUUUGCAAAUGCCUACAAUUGUCCUUCGGGCAGUGCUAUGAAUCCAACGGAGGAGAAGUGUGCCAUAUGGUAAAAUUAUUACUAUAUAAGUAUGAAAUAACACUUAUAUCAAAUGUUAGUAGCAAAUAUUUAAAAUAAAUUAUAUUUUAUUGUGUAA